Molecule: messenger RNA, 1881 nt
Organism: Adineta ricciae
Lineage: Eukaryota; Metazoa; Rotifera; Eurotatoria; Adinetida; Adinetidae
Source: the annotation of a GenBank genome assembly
AUGAAAAAGCGUUCGGAUGUAUUCAUGGAAUUAUACCGAAAGGGUUAUCUAGACGAUGUUGGUGUUGACAGCGAAAGUCAACGUACAUUGACGAGAUUCCUCGAUGCUGUUAUAAUCAAGUUAGAAGGUGGAAACGAUCAAGAUCUUCGUGCACUUGAUGCUAUAGGAUCAUCAAGUAACAUAACGGUGGAAAAUGACGAUGCCGAUGAAGAUACAUCGAAGUCAGCAGUAAAUAAGACUGAAGCUGAGAAAACGGAUACUAAAGCAAAGAAAUCAACAGAAACUAAGCGCAAACGAGAAGGUAGUGCGUCCGACGAUGGAGCAGUCUCGGAUGGCGAUGAUGAAGACGUAGAAAAGAAAACGAAUGGAAAAAAUACUACCGCCGAUGAUGGCGAAGAAAGCAACAAGAAUACUCUGACAAAUUCGGAAUCAAAAGAAAGUACAGAAGUGAAAACGUCUUCCGGCGAUACAGAACGUGAAGCAGGAGAAGUUCCCGAUGUACCGCGAGCUUUACAUCGUACACUGUCAAUCUUCUUUCGUCAUUUAGCAAUGCAAACAACCAAAGAAGAUUUAGAAAAUCUUUGUAAGCCAUAUGCUGGUUUUCGUCGUGCUUGUAUCAGUGAUCCUGCACCAGAACGAAAGUUUUCCCGUCGAGGUUGGGUAACAUUCGAUCAUACUGUGCCCAUUCGUAACAUUUGCUAUGAAUUUAAUUCAACUAAAUUACAUGACGUCGAUGUCGGUGCAAUUGUUAAUCGUGAUUUAAAACAUCGUAUUCGUGUGAUCAACGGAAUUGGCCAACACAAAACGAUCAUGCGAAAUGACCUUCGAUUAGUAUCGAAGAUAAUUCAACAAUUAGAUGAUCGAUGGAAUCUUUGGAAAUCGUCGAAUGAUGAAACGACAGAAAAGAAAACCGAUGCACCAGCAACAGAUGAUUCAGAAAUCUCUUCAUCGACAGCGGCGAUGGUAAUCACGCCAACGAAAAAUAAGAAACCCAUUGGUUUUGUUAGUGCAAACCCGUUGUUGAAAAAUAUUACAGAAUAUCUAGUUGAAGAAGCCGAUGCUGAAGAAGAAGAAUUGCUUGGCGAUUCAACUAAUCAACAAACCGAAACCAAUACAUUUGAAAUGGAUAAAGAAUUGACUAAAGUACUCGAUCGGCUAAUUCUCUACUUACGAGUUGUUUAUUCAAUUGAUUAUUAUAACGGAAGUGAAUACACUCAAGAAGAUGCAAUGCCGAAUCGUUGUGGAGUCAUUCACGUUCGUGGUACACCGUUGUCGUCGGUAACUGAAUCUGAAUUGACAAAUUUCAUGCAACAAUUUGAAUCGCGGAUCAAGCCCUUGAUUGAUUGUCGAGAGAAGAUCGAUGAUGAUGAGGCAGUGAAAUUGGGACUGAAAAACGAAGACGAUGAAGUUGAAAAAUUUAUCGUUGCUAAUUGUCAAGAAGUAGGCAAAGAUAAAUGGUCGUGUCCGCUGAGCGGAAAGAAAUUCAAAGGACCAGAGUUUGUUCGCAAACAUAUUCUAAAUAAACACCAGGAUAAACUCGAUGAAGUGAAAAAAAAUGUCAUUUAUUUUAACAACUACUUAUAUGAUCCGAAACGACCGCAAUUACCCGAACAUCCUUCAACACGAGCCGGUGCAGCACAGUCUGGAUCACAUCCGUCCGGUUUACCAUUACCUACACCUGGAAUGGGUGGCCACGGACUACUCAAUCGACCACAGAUGUGGCCAUCAAUGUCGGGUCCGAACCCAUAUUACAAUCAAUAUCGUCAUCCACGACCUCCAGUUAUGCACCCAAACCCUGGUGGUCCGAUACAUCGAGCACCAAUGAAUCGACAAAUGAAAAGCUAUGAAGAUCUCGAUGCACCCAAUGAAAUGUUAUUUUAA